Molecule: messenger RNA, 1172 nt
Organism: Humulus lupulus (European hop)
Lineage: Eukaryota; Viridiplantae; Streptophyta; Magnoliopsida; Rosales; Cannabaceae
Exons: 10
Coding region: 110-943 (277 amino acids)
Biological process (GO): ribonucleotide metabolic process; RNA catabolic process
Cellular component (GO): nucleoplasm; ribonuclease H2 complex
Source: RefSeq, a predicted model, not a curated record
AAUAAAAAUAAAGCGGGACUCAAAUAAAGCGGUAUUUAUAACCAAAAAUGGAGGCGCGCAUUGUCUUCCUAUCAGAAAAUAAGUGUUUCUUUAGGAUUUAAGGAAUUUCAUGGCCUGGUCUCAAGGUUUUGACGAGAUCCGUCUUCUUAUUGCGCCGGACAAUGGUUCGACUAGCAAUGGGGUUGGACGUUUGCUCUCACUUCGGCAUCCCAAAACUGGAAAUGCUACUUGCUAUGUUCUCGUUGAUGACGUCCUUCAAGAAAUGCAUUGGUUUAAGCAGCCAUACACUUCUUGGUUUCUGGGGGAUUAUGUUACUGAAGAUGGCCGUCUAUAUACUGCCACUUCAGUUGAUCCUAUAUUCAUAUUUUUGCCCAUAUUUGAGGAGGGUAGAAUGAAGAAGGGAGAUGAUCUUGGAAAGUUCAGGCAAUUAGAUGAGAUAAUGUUAAUUGAUGGCUUUCCUGGAUAUCAACAUUUAUUAUCUAUUGCAGAGAACUCCAUGCAACUGGUCUGUGAAGUGAAAGAAAUUGGAUCAUCAAAAUUUUUUAGGCUUGAUGAUUCCAAGGUUAUAAGUUGGUUAUACCACAAGGUAUGUCAGCUAAAACAGACACUAUUGACUUUGGACAAAAACUAUGCAGCUCAAGAUGAGAAAGAUACAUUAUCUGAUGCAGUUUCGAUAUUGGGGGAGUAUGUAAACGAUGAUCCUUGGUUGGAGCUUCUAUGUAGCCAUUUGAGGCUAAACUUAUCAGAGGUUAUGAGGAAAGAACCAGAGAAACAUGUACCACAUGCUGUAGGGAGCGACAUAGGCUCAUCCAUUUCACAGGAGAAGAAUAAGAUUAACAGUAGAACUACAAGAGCUGGAAAGCAAACUAAGAAGGCAAAAGUGGAGACAGAAUCCCAUAACAUUAUGGAAAUGUUUUCUAGAGCUUCCAGAAGGAAGAAGUAAAAGACUAUUUAACCAGAUAACAAAAGAAAAGUAGCUGAGUAAUUGUUUUCUAGAGGCUUUAGAGGACUCUUAUUAGUAGACCUCUGUUCUGUAUAUUGUUUUGGCAUGUUGUAAUGAGCCUUAGUUUUCAUCGUCUCACAUUCAACGUUAAUUAUAAACUUGCGUAAAUUAUAAAUAUGGAUAUUUGGAUAUUGAUUUAUCAGAAGGAAAUUUAUAUUUUCUAUCUCUA